This is a messenger RNA of Marmota flaviventris (yellow-bellied marmot), 1128 nucleotides long. RefSeq names its product mas-related G-protein coupled receptor member X2-like. Gene Ontology annotation, biological process: G protein-coupled receptor signaling pathway. The record is from RefSeq and is a predicted model, not a curated record. Lineage: Eukaryota; Metazoa; Chordata; Mammalia; Rodentia; Sciuridae. Gene Ontology annotation, cellular component: plasma membrane. Gene Ontology annotation, molecular function: G protein-coupled receptor activity.
AUGAUCCUGAGAAUCAAAGGUCAUGUGGCAUGUGCUGAUCUUGUUUCUGUUCCCAGGGCCACCAGAGAAGAGUUUGGGAGCCUAUAUCCAACUAUCCCAUCCUGGAGGACAGAAGCCACACCAAUCAACGGAAAUUACCAGGACCUUCCUCUCACUUGUGACAUAAAGAAUGUGGUCUCUCACUUGCUAGCCCUCAUCAUUGCACUGGUUGGACUUGCAGGAAAUGGAGUUGUGCUCUGGCUCCUGGGCUUCCGCAUGCACAGGAACACCUUCUCCGUCUACCUCCUAAACCUGGCUGCUGCCGACUCGCUCUUCCUCUGCUGCCACUCCACUGGGUCCCUGGCGAUGCUCAGCAUCUUCCCUCACACCCCUCCCCUUAUGUAUGACAUCAUAGAGAAUGUGAAAGUCAUUUCCUACAUCACAGGACUGGGCUUGCUCAGCACCAUCAGCACAGAGCGCUCCCUGUCUGUCCUGUGGCCCAUCUGGUAUCGCUGCCACCGCCCCAAACAUACAUCAGCUGUCAUGUGUGUCCUGCUCUGGACAAUUUCUGUGCUGCUGGACAUCCUGAAAUGGUGCUUCUGUUCAUCAGCAUAUGACAAUUUUGAACACGAUAGGUGUAAAAAAGUUGAGUUUUUCAUAGCUGUGUGGCUUAUGUUUUCAUUUCUGAUUCUCUCAGGGUCCAGCCUGGCCCUGCUGAGCAGGAUCUGUGGCUCCAGGCAGAUGAGGUUCACCAGGCUGUAUGUGACUAUCCUGCUCUCAGUGCUGGUCUUCCUCCUCUGUGGCCUGCCUUUUGGCAUCUUCCAGUUCCUGAUACUCUGGAUUGAGUAUAAUAUCAAUGCUCUGUCCUGUCUUUAUGUGGUUAUAGCUGUCCUGUCCUCUAUUAACAGCUGUGCCAACCCCAUCAUUUACUUCUUUGUAGGCUCCUUUAGACAGCAGCUGCAGAGGCAGCAGACCUUCAGGUUGGUUCUCCAGAGGGCUCUGCAGGACACAUCUGAGGAGCAUGAACGUGGCAACAGCAAUCUUCAGAGAAGACUGGAGAUGUUGGGAAAGAGGGGAACAGUGAUGAGGAGCCCCUGCCCUGCUCCAUCAAGUGUAUCUAUGAAAGUCAACCUUGCCCUGCCAACUUGA